Solanum verrucosum is the source of this 1623-nucleotide messenger RNA. Its product is annotated as metacaspase-4-like. Gene Ontology annotation, biological process: proteolysis. The coding region runs from base 84 to 1334 and encodes 416 amino acids. The transcript is spliced from 2 exons. Lineage: Eukaryota; Viridiplantae; Streptophyta; Magnoliopsida; Solanales; Solanaceae. Gene Ontology annotation, molecular function: cysteine-type endopeptidase activity. The record is from RefSeq and is a predicted model, not a curated record.
AGCCUUUGACUUAAAAAAAUCUCAAAUAAUUGAAUCAACAAUCCCAAAAAAAUCCCAAAAAAUUCUCUAAACCAAAUAUUUCAAUGGCGAAAAAAGCAGUGUUAAUUGGAAUCAAUUAUCCAGGAACAAAAGCAGAACUUAGAGGUUGUAUUAACGAUGUUAAUCGAAUGUACAAUUGUUUACUUAAUCGUUUCGGAUUUGCUGAGGAAGACAUUACUGUUCUUAUAGAUACUGAUGAUUCUUACACACAACCAACAGGACGGAAUAUACGUAAAGCUUUAUCGGAUCUUGUUGGAUCUGCUGAAUCAGGGGAUUGUUUGUUUGUGCAUUAUAGUGGACAUGGGACUAGGUUACCUGCUGAAACGGGUGAAGAAGAUGAUACUGGUUUUGACGAGUGUAUUGUUCCUUGUGAUAUGAAUCUUAUUACAGAUGAUGAUUUUAGAGAGCUCGUUGACAAAGUUCCUGAAGGUUGCCGGAUCACAAUUGUAUCUGACUCAUGCCACAGUGGAGGCCUCAUUGACAAAGCUAAAGAGCAGAUAGGGGAGAGCCACAAGCAAGGUGAUGACGAUGAAGGCCAUGGAUCUGGUUUUGGAUUCAAGAAUUUCUUACGUCGAAAUGUUGAAGAUGCAUUUGAAUCCCGGGGUAUCCACAUUCCACGUCGCCACCAUCGCCGUGAGGAAGAAGAGGAGAACUUUGCUGAGAGUAGUGUGAUUGAGACGGAAGACGGUGAUCAAGUUCAUGUGAAGAGCAAGUCCUUACCUCUUUCCACUCUCAUCGAGAUACUUAAGCAGAAAACCGGUAAGGAUGACAUUGAUGUUGGGAAACUUAGGCCAACACUCUUUGACGUCUUUGGUGAAGAUGCAAGUCCUAAGGUGAAGAAGUUCAUGAAGGUCAUUUUUAACAAGCUACAAAAGAAUAACGAGCAGGGUGGAGGUGGUGGGUUCAUGGGUAUGGUUGGUAACUUGGCUCAAGAGUUUCUGAAACAGAAACUUGAUGAAAAUGAUGAGAGCUAUGCGAAACCGGCCAUGGAAACACACGUUGAAGGUAAGCAGGAAGUUUAUGCCGGUUCAGGUAAUAGAGGUCUUCCAGACAGUGGCAUUCUCGUCAGUGGGUGCCAAACAGACCAAACAUCUGCAGAUGCCACCCCUGCAGGCGGAGAUUCUUAUGGUGCUCUAAGCAACGCAAUUCAGGAAAUCCUAGCUGAAUCAGAUGGUCCAGUCACCAAUGAGGAACUUGUUAGCAAGGCUAGGAAAAAGAUGCAGAAACAAGGCUUCACACAACGUCCAGGCCUCUACUGCGAUGAUCAUCACGUUGAUGCUCCUUUUGUUUGUUGAUUCUGCUGUGCUAUGCCUUCUCGAGUAGCUGUUGAAAAUACGACUGUGAAGUUAACGAGGUGUUAUAUAACUACAUCCUUUUGUGUAUUUGUGUGAUUGUUUGUGCUUAUGUUGGAGUAGCUCUUCUACUCUGGUGUUGCAGAAGAACCAUUCUCCAUCAUGUGAAUGUGUAUUUGGCUCUGUUUUUUUUUUCCUUUUAAAUUUGGUCAGAGAAUAAGGUAUUAAAGAACCACAGUUUUCGGUAUUGUUUUGGAUAUUUGAAAGUUUAAUCUGGAGAACUUGUCUUGUA